CAGCACAGAAGCUGUUUCUUGCUUCUGCUUUUUGCUCCCAUGGCAGCUAGCACAGGAGUCGUCUGUGAAGGCAGCAUGCCCAAGACAGUGAGGGAUCACCUGCUCUCUACCCUGGCUAACCUGGGAGAAGCUCAGCUGAAGAAUUUCAAAUCUAAACUCAAUGAAAUCCCACUGCAGAACAGUUAUGAUAACAUCCCGAAGGGCAUGCUGGAGAAAGCACAUCCCAUCGAGCUCACUGACAAGAUGAUCCAGAGUUACCGGGAGACCUAUGCAGUGGUGGUGGCUGUGGACGUGCUGAGAGCCAUCAACGAGAGCCAGCUGGCAUCAAGGCUUGCUACAAACACGAAAAUCGCUAGCACAGGAGUCGUCUGUGAAGGCAGCAUGCCCAAGACAGUGAGGGAUCACCUGCUCUCUACCCUGGCUAACCUGGGAGAAGCUCAGCUGAAGAAUUUCAAAUCUAAACUCAAUGAAAUCCCACUGCAGGAUGGAUAUGAUAACAUCCCGAAGGGCGUGCUGGAGAAAGCAGAUCCCAUUGAGCUCACUGACAAGAUGAUCCGGAGUUACAAGGAGACCUAUGCAGUGGUGGUGGCUGUGGACGUGCUGAGAGCCAUCAACGAGAUCCAGCUGGCAUCAAGGCUUGCUACAAACACGGGAAUUGGUUCUGAAAGCUCCUCAAGCAAUGGCGACCUCAAAUAAUUUCUUUGCGUUAAGAUGGGCUUCGUUACCUGCAAUACUCUGUGACUCAACAGCUACUUUCAACUUGGUUCCUAUUGUCAGUUACUGAGUUAAAUUCCUCUCCAGGAAUUUAUUUAUGAUUUACUCAUACAAUAAGAACAACAAUUCAUUC
This is a messenger RNA of Gopherus evgoodei (Goodes thornscrub tortoise), 847 nucleotides long. RefSeq lists its product as uncharacterized. Gene Ontology annotation, biological process: positive regulation of inflammatory response. The record is from RefSeq and is a predicted model, not a curated record. NCBI's taxonomy places the organism in Eukaryota, Metazoa, Chordata, Testudines, Testudinidae. The transcript is spliced from 3 exons. Gene Ontology annotation, cellular component: cytoplasm. The coding region runs from base 40 to 696 and encodes 218 amino acids.